UACCAAUUGAUCUGCCAUAGUCCCAAACAAGUCCUCUCUCUCUCUCUCUCUCUCUCAAACACUUCAAAUAUCUUACUUCCCUCACAAAUAGAAUCGAUCAUCUGCAGGAGAGUAAUUAGCAGAUAAUAUACAGGAAGAUCGAGAGAUAUUGAAGCUAGGUGGUAGUGGUGCAUCUAUCCAUGAGCAUAUGAAAUAAUAUUGCAGGUCUGGCCGGGUUAAGGAGCAUAACAAUUAGAGUGAGUAGAGGGUUCAAGAAUAAGAGAAAGAAAAGCAGAAAGAAAGUGAAGGUUAUACAAGAGAGAUUGAUGGAGUUCUGGCACAAGAUGAUCUUCCCUGUCCGCCGUGCUUGGCUCGCUGUCUCUACUCGUGUUAAGGCUCGCAAAAAUGGUGCUGGGUUGUUGAAGCUUCACGACGAUGUGCAAACUUGUGGCUAUCAAGAUGUGCAAGUGAUGUGGCAGAUGUUGAGCAGAGAGGCUGAGAUGAUAAAUCACCACCAUGCAAAACGUAAACAGCGACAGUUUUGGAGAGUGUUUAACAGCCAUAGUAAAGCCUCCUCCUUCUCUGCAAGUCGGGCAUGAAUAUGAUGAGCUUCAUCGUCGAAAGCCAGUUAGAGAGACUAUAAAUUAUAAGAAUAAUAAUGCUUUAAGCUGCUGGCCGAAUUGGCAUCAUAGUUUUACAGUCGAAUUGCCAAGAUUGCAACAACGGCAUGUAUAUAACUGUUGGAAGGUGUCAAAAACAGUGCAAGAUGAAGUGUAGAGUAUGUGCCUAGGUUUUACCUGACAUGGUCAUUUGUAAAUAUAAUAAUAGUUCGCUAAAACCAGAAAACACAGCAGAGUUCGACAGAGGCCUUCAUCGCAGAGAGCUCAUUUUUCAUGUUUAUUGUACUUGUUCUACGAGCAUGCAAUAUAAGUCCAUGGCUCUAAA
Messenger RNA from Argentina anserina (silverweed cinquefoil), 924 nucleotides. RefSeq lists its product as uncharacterized. NCBI's taxonomy places the organism in Eukaryota, Viridiplantae, Streptophyta, Magnoliopsida, Rosales, Rosaceae. The transcript has 2 exons. The record is from RefSeq and is a predicted model, not a curated record. Bases 306 to 578 code for a protein of 90 amino acids.